AUGACGAACUCAGAAAAGGAAGCUGUCCCGAGUGAGAAGGUGGACAGUGCAGGUUCUAUCACCUCGCCCGUUGGUGGGCCACAUAAAGUCAAGUGGUACCGAUCGACAUUCUACAAUGCCUUCAUCCUCGGUCUUUGCAACUUCCUCGCCCCUGGAAUCUGGGGCGCCAUGAACUCUUUGGGUGGAGGAGGUGAAGAGAAACCUUACCUCGUCAACGCAGCGAACGCCUUGACCUUCGGUCUUAUGGUCGUCUCUUGCUUCUUCAGCAGUGUCCUCGUACGAUUCAUCGGCAUCAAAUGGGCACUCAUCGUCGGAACAAUGGGAUACGCACCUUACGCAGCGGGGCUGUACACAAACAACCGAUUUGGCGUCGAAUGGCUGGUUCUCCUGGGCGCGGCACUUUGCGGCAUCUCGGCCGGUAUUUUCUGGAUGGCAGAGGCAGCAAUUGCACUUUCGUACCCCGAGCCAUACAACCAAGGCCGCUUCCUGGGAUUCUGGCUCAGCUUCCGUGUUGGAGGACAAAUCCUCGGCGGUGCCAUCAACCUGGGCAUCAAUGCCAAUCGGUCGAACUCGGGCUCUGUCUCAUACACUGUGUACCUGAUUUUCAUUGCGCUGCAGGCACUCGGCCCCUUUGCUGGUCUGCUGUUGAGCAAUCCCUCUCAGGUCCAGCGAAAAGACGGAGUCCCUGUUAACCUGCAGGUGACAAAAAGUAUCACACAUGAGCUGAAGAGCAUGUGGAAGCUUUGGAUCAAUCGCAAGUUCCUGUACAUCAUUCCGUUCAUCUGCCAGGCUGUGUACACAGAGGCUGUGAUGUUCUCAUACGAGGGAUUGUGGUUCUCGGUGCGAGCCAGAGCCCUCGGGUCAUUCCUUUCCGGUGUGGUCGCUGUAACCAUCGGCAACAUUCUCGGAGCCUUCCUUGACAGCAAGCGGGUAUCCCUGAAAAACAGAACUCGAUACGCGUUUUACUUCGUUGUCGCAUGGCAAGGCAUGUGCUGGAUCUGGGCUACAGUGGUGACAACCGAGUUUAACGAAACACACCCGACAUAUGACUGGUCUACUCCAGGCUUCGGGAGAGCCUUCGCCCUCUUCCUGUUCUGGGUUGCUGGCUUCCAGCUCAACUAUAUGUACCUGUUUUUCUUGGUGGGCAACCUUGCCGAUGAUCAAGAAGAAGUCGUCCGGAUUGCGGGCUUGUUGCGUGGAACUGAAUCCGCAGCUCAGUGUGUCAGCUACGGUCUAAGCAGCGUGAACAUCAUGGCCGCGGUGGGGAGUAUUUAUCUCAACUUUGGCUUGUGGGCUAUCGCGAUAAUCCCUACCUGGAUCAUUAUCAAAGACAUCGGAACAGCCUUUGAGGAUAAAAAGAUCGCUAGAGAGACUCCUGGUUUGCGCGAGGCCGUCGAUCAGGAGUAA
This is a messenger RNA of Penicillium roqueforti, 1407 nucleotides long. Its product is annotated as DUF895 domain membrane protein. The coding region runs from base 1 to 1407 and encodes 468 amino acids. The record is from RefSeq and is a predicted model, not a curated record. The transcript is spliced from 4 exons. NCBI's taxonomy places the organism in Eukaryota, Fungi, Ascomycota, Eurotiomycetes, Eurotiales, Aspergillaceae.